ACAACUUUCAAGUAAAACUCAUAUUUUAGUUUUUAAAUCUACCCUAAUUCUGACAUACUGCCGCACCCAUCAAAUCUCUACUACCUUUCUUCCUUCUUCACGUGGGAUGUACUACCUCCCUCAUUUUCUAUUAUUUCUUUCCUUUCCACACACACACACACGCACAAACACACCCCACUCCCUCAUUUUCUAUUAUUUCUUUCCUUUCCACACACACACGCAUAGACACACACUUCUACACACACACACGCACAGACACACUUCAAAGUGCAAAUCCACAUCAGGGACCAAGCCAUUUCCUUCUCUCCCAUUUCGACUCUCUCUCUCUCUUCUCUGCACUGUCUCUCUCUUUUUCUCUCAAAAUCCUCUUACCUCUCUCCCUCUCUUGCUGUGACCACACACACACAGUAGCAGCACCAUCUGCUCGACUCGAGCAGCUCAAGGACGACACCACCAUCAUCACACAUCAUCAGUCUUCUCUCUCCAGCCUCUGCGAGAAUGGCGGAUGACACCGUGACCUCCACCGUGGCGCACACUCCGGCGAGCACCAUCACCACCUGUGAGAGGCGCAGAUCUUGGCAGAGAGAGGCGCAGAUCUUGGCAGCUGCGACGAAGGAGCUCGGCUGCCGUUCCGACGACGGAGAGAGAGAGCGAUAUUAUCGAUAUUACUGAUAAUAUCGCGAUAUUAUUGAUAAUAUCGCGAUAUUAUCGAUAUUAUCAAUAAUAUCGCGAUAUUAUCACGAUAAUCAAUUGGAAUACUCUGAAAAUAUCGCUGUUGGAAAAAAACGAUAUUAUCGGCGAUAUUUCGCCGAUAAUAUCGAUAUUUAAUUCCUUGCUCCUUAGGGAGUGAGUGAGGGCACACAGUAAGCAAUCAUGGGGCGCACUCCAUUCUGUUCUAGGAGAAAUGAGAAAAGGGUUUUAUUUUCUUUGCCAAUCUCUGCAAAAGUUCUCAACUUUAUUAAUUUUUCUACACUUUGUAGGUCUGAGGCAGUGCGGGAAGAGCUGCUGUCUGCGGUGGCUAAACCAUCUGAGGCCAGACAUCAAACAUGGAAGCUUCACUGAAGAGGAAGACAGCACUAUCUGCAGCCUCUACAACCAGAUGGGAAGCCGGCAAGUCAACAAAUUUAAAUGUUUGAGUCUGCUGAGUUCUGCGGAUUUACUCAAUUGCAAUCAUCUUUUCUGCAAGCAAUCUCUACCUUCAUUGUUAGAUUGUUUGCUUAUUUUUUACAGCACUUGCACUGUGAAGUCGAUGAAAUCGGGUUCCUUUUGUCCAGUUUAUAAAUUCCAUAUCGGCGUAGAGGCAAGCAAAAUGAUGUAAAUUGGCGAUUUACGGUGGCUUUGAAAGGGUGACUUGCUCUUAUAAAGUUCUGGAAGACAAACUGUAGCCAGAACAACGGCCUUUCUCUCCCUUAUCAGAAAAUGGGUGCUUUCAGGGUUCUCCCUUAUCAGAAAAUGGGUGCUUUCAGGGUGAGCCGCAGUGCUCUUAAUUUCAAGUAAUGGGUUUGUGUUACUGUGCAGAUCUGCCGAACUUCACAUUUAGUUUCUUGGAAUUGUUAUUUUUUUCUUUCAAUUAUAUGUUUUAGUGCUUUUAUGUUUGUCGUUCAGUGCUGGAAAAUUGGAAAGCUCUUGAAACAAUAUAGUUCUUGAGCUAAUGUGAAGAUUUUGGGUUGAAUACUUUGAUUCCGUUUUUCUAUUUGCACUUAGAAAAACAGAGGAUUGUGGUUAA
Malus domestica (apple) is the source of this 1726-nucleotide messenger RNA. NCBI's taxonomy places the organism in Eukaryota, Viridiplantae, Streptophyta, Magnoliopsida, Rosales, Rosaceae. The record is from RefSeq and is a predicted model, not a curated record.